Messenger RNA from Mycena indigotica, 621 nucleotides. RefSeq names its product Ras-related protein rab7. Bases 1 to 621 code for a protein of 206 amino acids. The record is from RefSeq and is a predicted model, not a curated record. The transcript has 7 exons. Gene Ontology annotation, biological process: regulation of vacuole fusion, non-autophagic. Gene Ontology annotation, molecular function: GTP binding; GTPase activity. Lineage: Eukaryota; Fungi; Basidiomycota; Agaricomycetes; Agaricales; Mycenaceae. Gene Ontology annotation, cellular component: phagocytic vesicle; vacuole; late endosome.
AUGUCAGGUAUGGGCCGCGUAUUGCUCAAGGUUAUCAUUCUCGGCGACAGCGGCGUCGGCAAGACGUCUCUCAUGAACCAGUAUGUGAACAAACGGUUCAGCAAUCAAUAUAAGGCGACAAUUGGCGCAGACUUUCUAACAAAGGAAGUCAUGGUUGACGACCGACUCGUCACGAUGCAGUUAUGGGACACGGCCGGUCAAGAGCGCUUCCAGUCAUUGGGUGUUGCAUUCUACCGAGGAGCCGACUGCUGUGUGCUGGUUUACGACGUAAAUAGUGCAAAGUCUUUCGAGACGCUCGACAGCUGGCGCGAUGAAUUCCUCAUCCAAGCUAGCCCCCAUGACCCGGAGAACUUCCCCUUCGUUGUGUUGGGCAACAAGAUUGAUGUUGAGGAGAACAAGCGACAGGUGACCCAGAAGCGUGCUAUGACCUGGUGCCAGUCAAAGGGCAACAUCCCGUACUUCGAAACGUCAGCGAAGGAAGCCAUCAACGUUGAGCAAGCAUUCCAGACGGUAGCCAAGAAUGCCCUGCAGCAAGAGCAGGAAGAGUCUUUGUCAGAUAUUCCCGUCGUGGACCUGAACCCGCCUUCUAACAAAUCGCUAUCUGACAGCUGCAACUGCUAA